GCCCAUCAUGGCCGCCGCCAUUGCGGCGGCAGCGAGCGGCGGUUCCGUAACGCGGCGGCUGCUGCGGGGAGCGGCGCGGGGUUUGAGCGGUAACGGAGCAGCCACCGAGGAACCGGACGGCGCCGUGGUGAACGUCAUCUUCGUAGACCGGACGGGGCGGCAAAUCCCGGUGCGGGGCCGCGUCGGUGACAACGUCCUGCGGCUCGCGCAGCGGCACGGGCUGGAGCUGGAAGGAGCCUGUGAAGCCUCCCUCGCCUGCUCCACCUGCCACGUCUACAUCAGCGCCCCCCACCUGGACCGGCUGCCCCCCCCCGACGAGAAAGAAGAAGAUUUGCUGGACCAGGCGCCGCUGCUGCAGGAGAAUUCGCGUCUCGGCUGCCAAAUCACACUGACGGCGGCGCUGGAGGGGGCGCAGAUCGCGCUCCCCCGACUCACACGAAACUUCUACGUCGACGGCCACGUCCCCAAACCCCACUGAGACCCCCCAAAAACGGGGACCCCCCCCA
This is a messenger RNA of Cuculus canorus (common cuckoo), 506 nucleotides long. It is a transcript of the gene FDX2, whose product is annotated as ferredoxin 2. Gene Ontology annotation, molecular function: 2 iron, 2 sulfur cluster binding. Lineage: Eukaryota; Metazoa; Chordata; Aves; Cuculiformes; Cuculidae. The record is from RefSeq and is a predicted model, not a curated record. Bases 8 to 478 code for a protein of 156 amino acids. Gene Ontology annotation, cellular component: mitochondrion. Gene Ontology annotation, biological process: positive regulation of oxidoreductase activity; P450-containing electron transport chain. The transcript is spliced from 4 exons.